GUCUUCGGCGUCAGACGAAGACACGCAGCAACAUGAAGUUCUUGGUUGUUAUUGUAGCCUCAUUGGCCGUGGUGGCCUUUGCCAGCGAGGAGAAAGGCGCACCCAAGCAGGCGGCGGCCGAAGACAAGAAGCAGGAGAAGCGAGGCAUCUACGACACCGGCUCCUACGGCGGCGGCGAUGAGGGCCACAGCUUCGGCGGAUCCGAGGGCCACAGCUUCGGCGGAUCCGAGGGCCACAGCUUCGGUGGCUCUGAAGGCCACGGCUACGGCGGCUCUGAAGGCAUCAGCCAAGGAGGCCACGAGAGCCACGAUUUAGGUGGCUACGGAGGCGGUUACGGAGGCGGCUACGGAGGCGGCUCCAGCGACUGGAAACCCAUCGCCUCCGACCACCACCACCAUCACCACCACGAACACGUCAAGACCAUCGAGGUCGUCAAGAAAGUGCCCGUCCCCUACACCGUCGAGAAGCAUGUCCCCUACACCGUCGAAAAGAAAGUCCCCUAUGAAGUCAAAGUGCCCGUACCCCAACCCUACACCGUCGAGAAGAAGGUCCCCGUCACAGUCAAGGAGUACGUGAAAUACCCGGUUUACGUGCCUGAGCCUUACACUGUAGAGAAGAAAGUUCCCUACGAAGUUAAGGUGCCAGUUGACAAGCCGUUCGAAGUCAAAGUGAAAGUACCCACCCCUUACACCGUUGAGAAGAAAGUGCCGUAUGAAGUCAAGGUCCCCGUGCCUCAGCCCUACACCGUCGAGAAGAAGGUCCCCUACCCCGUGAAGGUCGAAGUUAAGGUUCCCCAGCCCUACGAAGUCAUCAAGAAGGUGCCCUAUGAAGUCAAGGUGCCCGUCGACAAGCCUUACAACGUGUACGUGCCCAAGCCCUACCCUGUGCCAGUCGAGAAGCCUUACCCAGUGACCGUGCACAAGCCAGUGCCUUACGAAGUCAAGGUCCCCGUCGACAGGCCCUACAAGGUCGAGGUUGAGAAACCUUACCCCGUCCACAUUAAGGUGCCAGUGCCCAAGCCUUACGAUGUGUACAAGAAGGUACCUUACACCGUCGAGAAGGGUGUGCCUUACGAAGUCAAGGUCCCCGUUGACAAGCCCUACCCCGUGUACAAGGAUGUGCCAGUGCCCCUCGUGAAGGAGGUUCCCUACCCCGUCAAGGUGCACGUGCCCGUCUACCUCAAGAAGGAGGAGGAGCACCACCACGAGCAGCAGCACCACCACCACCACGGCUGGAACUGAGCGCAAUUAGUUUUUUAGGUCCCACACCAGUACCUUAUUAGGCUAAGUUGAAAAAUGUGAUCUUUUAGUAUUUUAGUGUAUGUAUUGCAAAAUCAACUCUCGGUAUUGAUCGCUCGCGCGUGUAAGGUUCCUGUGAUCUGGCUGGGGAUUCCCCACGGUCCGUUUUGGGAGAAUACAUAGUAUACCGCAUAGCAUAGUUAACUGUGCGCGGUGAUUCAGUUGUAGAUAUUUUAAAUCUGUUAUACUUGUUUUAGCUUUAUACGCUUUGUUUUGUAUGUAUCAAAGUACAUGUAGUACUUUGGAUUGAGGCUGAUUAAUAAAAGAAUGUGAAACGUU
Messenger RNA from Ostrinia furnacalis (Asian corn borer), 1577 nucleotides. It is a transcript of the gene Vajk4, whose product is annotated as chitin-binding protein vajk4. NCBI's taxonomy places the organism in Eukaryota, Metazoa, Arthropoda, Insecta, Lepidoptera, Crambidae. The record is from RefSeq and is a predicted model, not a curated record. Bases 33 to 1241 code for a protein of 402 amino acids. The transcript is spliced from 2 exons.